Molecule: messenger RNA, 1371 nt
Organism: Cimex lectularius (bed bug)
Lineage: Eukaryota; Metazoa; Arthropoda; Insecta; Hemiptera; Cimicidae
Gene: Rpn8
Product: 26S proteasome non-ATPase regulatory subunit 7
Exons: 5
Coding region: 356-1294 (312 amino acids)
Biological process (GO): proteasome-mediated ubiquitin-dependent protein catabolic process
Cellular component (GO): proteasome complex; proteasome regulatory particle
Molecular function (GO): protein binding; metallopeptidase activity
Source: RefSeq, a predicted model, not a curated record
CUUACUGAUUUCAAAUCUCCAUCUGUUUCUGCUAAUAUUAGAUUUUUAAAUUUUUAGUAUAUUUUGUUUGGAAUUAUUAUUUUUAUUUGAGCAUUGGUAUUUAAUUUCUGAAUAAUUAGAUGAGAAAAUUCAAGUUCCGUCAUGACGAGCCAUUGGUGUUGCUGCAAGUCUGCAACGUCACGGUGUGAACUUCUCAUCAGGUUAUAAAGCACUUUAGGUUUCAUAUGACUGGCAGAAUAAAGUUUUUAGGCUAUCGAAGUGUUCAAGAGCAGAAAAAUUUGACUCGUCGCUUUAAAAACUUUCAAUUCCUUUUCAAAAUCUUCGUGUAGCUUUUGGUUUAAAGUCCGGAACGAAGAUGCCGAGCUUAGAAGUGGUGACGAACAAAGUCGUCGUCCAUCCGUUGGUACUCCUAAGCGUCGUCGACCACUUUAAUCGUAUGGGGAAGAUCGGAAAUCAAAAAAGGGUGGUCGGCGUACUGCUAGGCUGCUGGAAGCCAAAAGGGGUUCUAGAUGUAUCCAACAGUUUUGCAGUGCCUUUUGAUGAGGACGACAAAGACAAAUCUGUGUGGUUCUUGGAUCAUGACUACCUCGAGAAUAUGUAUGGGAUGUUCAAGAAAGUAAAUGCUAGGGAAAAGGUUGUUGGUUGGUAUCAUACGGGACCGAAACUUCAUCAAAAUGAUGUUGCGAUAAACGAAUUGAUCAGAAGAUACUGCCCCAAUUCAAUUCUUGUCAUAAUAGAUGCUAAGCCUAAAGACCUUGGCCUGCCUACUGAAGCCUACCGUGCAGUUGAGGAGGUUCACGAUGAUGGCUCACCCACUACAAAAACAUUUGAACAUGUGCCAAGUGAAAUAGGAGCGGAAGAGGCUGAAGAAGUCGGAGUUGAACACCUUCUUAGAGACAUUAAAGACACUACAGUUGGAACGUUAUCACAAAGAGUUACAAAUCAACUUCUUGGGCUUAAAGGUCUCAGCCAGCAAAUACAAGAUAUUAAAGAUUAUUUACUCCAGGUUGUCGAUGGGAAACUUCCAAUUAAUCACCAGAUAAUUUACCAACUACAAGACAUUUUUAAUCUCCUUCCUGAUAUCGGCCAUGGGAAUUUUGUCGAUUCCCUCUAUGUUAAGACUAAUGACCAAAUGCUUGUUGUUUAUCUCGCUGCACUCGUCCGAUCUAUUGUUGCUCUCCAUAACCUUAUCAAUAACAAGCUUAGUAAUAGAGAUGCAGAAAAGAAAGAAGGGAAAAAGGAAGAAGUCAAAAAAGAGGAAGAACCUGUCAAGAAAGAAGUCAAAGCAAAGUAGAUUUCAACAAAAAAAUUUGUUUAUAUUUUUUUAAACUUACUUCUGUAUUUUGAAAGAAUUAAAACUGUACAUAAACA